CUCACACACACUUUCACUGUUUCUCUCACAGAACAGAGAGAGAGAGAGAGAGAGAGAGAGGUGACAGACUCAAGACUCGUGUUUCUGCUUGUACGUCAACCUCCACCUGCUUCUCUCUCCUUCUCUUUUUUCUUUUGAUCAUCCAUCAAAUCAAAACCGUUCCUUUUCUGAUUCUGAUUCUGAUCUUCUUUCUACUCCGUGUGAGAGUGUGAGAGAGACCGUACAGUCUUAAACAGCGAACACGCGUUUUUUUUUUUUUUUAAUAUUUUUUAAGGGUUAGAUUUCGGUAUAAAUGGAUCUCGACAUGGCUGAUGGUAACCAGGACGUUUCGAUCUCAAAGAAACUUAAACAAAGCGAGCAAUGGAGUUAGAAACCUGGCGUCCUCAACGGUUUCAUCAUGUAUAUGGACAUUGGAGGAUGAGCCUAUUUCUUCUUCUGUCGAAACAUGCGUGCUGAAAACUGUUAGAAAAGAGAAAAAAGAAUAAAAUUUGUUGGUUGUACUGUGUGAUGUAAUGGAUGCUCAAGCUGAAGUUUUGAUAUGCCAUGGAAAAGCUGGUAUGGGCACCAAGGGAAAAUCAAAAUCUGUUGAUGAUGAUGCAUGGCAACAAGACGUUAAGAAUGCUUCCUCCAGUGAUCUUGGCAAUUAUACCAGUGUAGCAGGAUCAGUGGAUAGUGCUUAUCAUCUCAGGGUUUCAACUUCUGGAUCAACUAAUUCAAACAAUAAUAAUGGUUCCAAUUCUGACAUGUCAUACCAUGAUGAUGAGGUUGGCCACGAUUGUGAUGAUUAUGCUGACAAUAAUGAUUGUGAUGACCUUGAUGGCUAUUUAUAUUAUGAUGAUGAAGAUGAAGAUGAUUAUUCAGCCAUCCAAUCUCAAUUUGAUAACGUGGAUCUUCCUCCUGGAGUAGAGGCAUCCCUUCCUUGGCUGAAGGAACCAGCUUCGAGUUCAAAUAUGAUAUCCAAUACCAGCAUCUCAACUAUUCCUAAUCAUGCUAUUCCUAGUCAUACUAAUCAUAAUCAUUCCGUGAGCAAAAUUAUGACAACCACUUGUCUAUCUGAAAACAAAUGGACUGCUUCUGCAAGUAGUUCGAUGUUUCCUGCAGAUUCAAGCUCUAAUGGUGAAGUAGAAGAUAGCGAAGAAAACAACACCAUGCAAAAGUAUAGGAACUUUAAACAAUUUGAUAAUGUGGAAGACUUUUCUGAUCAUCACUAUAGGGGCACCAGUGUCUCUGACCUCCCGCCUCCCAAAAUUUGGGCGAAAAGAAUUCAGGAUGAAUGGAAAAGUUUGGAGAAAGACUUACCAGAUACUAUAUUUGUUAGAGUUUAUGAAACAAGGAUGGAACUUUUGAGGGCUGUCAUUGCAGGACCUGCUGGCACUCCCUACCAUGAUGGCCUUUUUGUCUUUGACUGUUUAUUCCCUCCUACAUAUCCUGAUGCACCACCGAUGGUAUACUACUAUUCAGGUGGGCUUAGAUUGAAUCCAAAUCUGUAUGAAUGUGGAAAAGUCUGCCUCAGCCUUUUGGGCACCUGGUCUGGCAAAGAGACUGAGAUGUGGAUCCCAGGGAAAUCAACCAUGCUGCAAGUUUUGGUCUCAAUACAAGCCCUCAUUCUAAAUGCAAAACCUUUCUUUAAUGAGCCUGGGUAUGAAUCCUCAUAUGUGGGGGCUGAAGGGGAUAAAAGAUCUAAGAAAUACAAUGAAGAGGUGUUCAUUUUGUCCUUGAAGACAAUGAUGUAUACUCUACGAAGGCCACCAAAGCAUUUUGAAGAUUUAGUCAUUGGUCAUUUCCACAAUCGUGCACAUAAUAUUUUGGUGGCAUGCAAAGCUUAUGCAGAUGGUGCUAUAGUAGGUUCUGUUACAGUUAAAGAUGGAGUAGCUGAUGUUGAUAAAGCUGACAUGGGUGCCUCGGGUGAAUUCAAAGCAACUGUAAAAAAGAUGAUAAAUGCUCUUGUUACAAACUUCACAAGGUUUGGAUCGAUCAACUGUGAACAGUUCCGGAUUGAUGACAGAUGAGCAAAGAAGUUGACAGCAUGGGAAGGGUUAGUUGGUUGGCAGCCAAUUUUAGGGCAGCUAUUAUUAUCACAAUUUUUGACAAAUUUGGUUGGACCAAUACCAGCUUAAGAAGCCUCGGGUUCUUUAUGAGAUUCUAGGGAUGUGUUAAUAUGGUAGAACGAUGACAGGAUGUUUUCCAGCUGAACACAUUGCACAUUUUGAUUAUAAUAUAUAUAUAUUAUCUGCCUUCUGGCUUAUAUA
This is a messenger RNA of Populus euphratica (Euphrates poplar), 2249 nucleotides long. Its product is annotated as putative ubiquitin-conjugating enzyme E2 38. Gene Ontology annotation, molecular function: ubiquitin conjugating enzyme activity. The coding region runs from base 513 to 2009 and encodes 498 amino acids. NCBI's taxonomy places the organism in Eukaryota, Viridiplantae, Streptophyta, Magnoliopsida, Malpighiales, Salicaceae. The record is from RefSeq and is a predicted model, not a curated record. The transcript has 8 exons.